Molecule: messenger RNA, 555 nt
Organism: Cylicostephanus goldi
Lineage: Eukaryota; Metazoa; Nematoda; Chromadorea; Rhabditida; Strongylidae
Source: the annotation of a GenBank genome assembly
AUGUUUUUGGUUGUUGAUUAUGACAUUUGCUUGACUUGUGUAAAGGUGAUUCUCUAUAACUUCAGAGCUGAAGGUCCUCGAGGAACGCUCACAAUCAGCAAUAUCACAGUCUUUCUGGAUCGCGAAUUUGUGAACUCCCAGUUGAAGUAUUCCGCCCACAGAGAUGACAUUUAUUACUUCAUUGUUUUGUUGCGAUAUGGAUGUGAUGUACAACAUACUUCGCUGGUUACCAGUGACGAAGGAAUCAGGAAGAAUGGUCUCCUCGAGUUCAACUAUUACCUCACUUUGAAAGAUCUACCACCAGACUUUGUUUGCGCAAUGGAAAUCUAUGGACUGAAAACCAAGCAAGAGCAUAUUUCUCAUGAAGUGAAGUAUCGCCUUGGAUCAGCCAGUACCUUGGGUAAAAAGCAACGUCCAAAGUUCUCAACUCUGAAACCAUCUUUCGGAGGGUCUUCUGCAGUGGUUGAACCAGCUUUCCAAUUGGUUGGGAGGCUCACCAUCGACAUCGAUACGCAGAGUCGGAAACUGACAUUGCAAGAUGUGUUAGCACCAUUG